Anopheles cruzii is the source of this 1113-nucleotide messenger RNA. RefSeq lists its product as uncharacterized. The record is from RefSeq and is a predicted model, not a curated record. The coding region runs from base 1 to 1113 and encodes 370 amino acids. Lineage: Eukaryota; Metazoa; Arthropoda; Insecta; Diptera; Culicidae. The transcript has 7 exons.
AUGGAUUCCCCGAAGGUACGGUGGCCGCUGACCGGUCCGAGAUCUACGGCUACGGUGCUCACCGGCCUCGGCGCCCUGCUGCUGCUGCUGCCAGUGAUAGCGGCGCUACGGGACGUGCAAGUUUCGGUGCCAGCCGCGGUACGCCGAGGGGACACGGCCACGCUGUUCUGCUACUACGACAUGGACGGCGAAAGUCUGUACUCGGUGAAGUGGUACAAGGGACGCCGCGAGUUCUACCGCUACACGCCAAAGGAAAGUCCGCCGAUGAAGAUAUUCCCGGCUCAGGGCGUCCAGGUGAAGCGUUCUGCAUCGAACGAAAGCCAACUGACGCUGCUCGGGCUUUCGAUGGCUUCGUCCGGGAAGUUCAGCUGCGAGGUGUCCGCCGAUGCGCCCUCGUUCCACACUCUCAUCAAGACCGGCGACCUGGAAGUGUGCGAGGUACCGAAGCAUGUGCCCUCGGUUCACGGGAUGCGUUCGCGGUAUCGCGUCGGUGACAUCAUUCGCGGCAACUGCACGUCCCACAACUCGCGGCCCGCCGCCAACCUCACCUGGUACAUCAACGAAGCGCAGGCCAACCCGUCGUACAUUCGCACGCACAAACCGUUCCGGGAGCGCAAGAACGACUUCGAGACGUCGCUCGUCGGGAUCCACUUUGUGGCCAGCAGUCACCACUUCAUGAACGGGAAGCUGAAGAUCCGCUGUACGGCGCGCAUCCACGAUAUCUAUCUGCAGUCGACGGAGCGAUCGAUCGACGAGGAUCGGCCACGUGUCAUGUCGGCGGCAUCGUCGGCCAACGGGGGAAACAGCGCCGUGGUCGGCAAUGCAAACGGCAUCCCGUACGAUAGCUUCCCGUACAGUGAAAAUGAGCUCGACCGAAAGGACUACAUGACCCACUUGCAGGGAGACAUGGCCGCAUCGUCCGGAAGCGCACCGUCGGCCUGCUGGCUUCCGGGCCUCGGGCGUCUCCAGUUGUCAUCAAUCAAUCACCCGAGUCGGACAGCCCUGCCGCUGCUGCUCAGCAUCCUGGCGCCCCUCCUGAUGGCUGCCCACCGUUGGCUGCUGCACGUCAACCGAACCGGAUCACCACCGAGCACGGCUUCCGUCGGAGCAUGA